This is a messenger RNA of Ostertagia ostertagi, 300 nucleotides long. Lineage: Eukaryota; Metazoa; Nematoda; Chromadorea; Rhabditida; Trichostrongylidae. The record is from the annotation of a GenBank genome assembly.
AUGCUCAUUUUCAUCCAACUGGCUGUUCUAGUUGUGAUUCUGCCACCAUCAUGGGCGCAAUAUCUCAAGGACCACUAUCCCCAACACAUCAAUCUUAUGUUCGUUAAGGGCAACUGUGAAAUCGCAAGCCACCACCCGAAUGCAUGGGCCAGGAUUCAGUAUUACGAAGGGCAUAACCGUCCGGAGGGACUAGCGUUGGCCUACGAUUGUAACUUGGAGCAAUUUGCCGCUCAGUUGCUCUAUAAAAAUAACUACAAUCUAAUACCUGGACAUGCAGUCAACCGCUAUGAGAAAAUUUGA